Drosophila subobscura is the source of this 1019-nucleotide messenger RNA. It is a transcript of the gene Ubc10, whose product is annotated as ubiquitin-conjugating enzyme E2 L3. The transcript has a single exon. Bases 199 to 663 code for a protein of 154 amino acids. The record is from RefSeq and is a predicted model, not a curated record. NCBI's taxonomy places the organism in Eukaryota, Metazoa, Arthropoda, Insecta, Diptera, Drosophilidae.
CGGUCACACUCACUGGUAACAAGGCUUGCAGAACAGUGAAAAAACAGUUUACCCUCCGCCCUAAAAAGGAACCCCCCCGAGCUACAAGCGAGACCCAAAAGCGCUGCCUUACUCACCCGAAGAAGCUAUAUAUCUGCUGAUUCCAUCGAUUUGACACUCACCGAAGUGCACGCACGCACACACACACGAAGAAAAAAGAUGACUGCGCCUCGACGUCUUCGAAAAGAGCUGGGCGAUUUGCAAGAUAAUACACUGAAAUCCUUCCGCGACAUCAAGGCCGACGAUGAGAACCUGCUGCGCUGGACAGGGCUCAUUGUGCCAGACAAUCCGCCGUACAACAAGGGUGCCUUCCGCAUCGAGAUCAACUUUCCGGCCGAGUACCCGUUCAAGCCGCCAAAGAUCAACUUCAAGACUCGCAUCUAUCAUCCCAAUAUCGAUGAGAAGGGUCAGGUGUGCCUGCCAAUCAUCAGCACCGAGAACUGGAAGCCGGCCACGCGCACCGAGCAGGUCGUCCAGGCUCUGAUAGCCCUCAUCAACGACCCAGAGCCCGAGCAUCCGCUGCGCGCCGAGCUGGCCGAGGAGUUCCUGAAGGACAGAAAGAAGUUCGUGAAGAAUGCCGAGGACUACACCAAGAAGCACAGCGAAAAGCGUCCGGCGGAUUAGUGCUGUGGCAAUGGCGAGGAGCAGCCAACAAAUAGCAAACGCAGACGGAUGACGAAACCAAACUAAAACCCCAUCCCAACCCAUCCCUUUCAUCCCCCCUGCGUGUCCACACCGUGGGCCGGAGGGCGAACAAAUUAUUUCACGCUUAGUCUACGAGUUCUACCCAUUUUGUGAUUUUUCAAUUAGCUUUUUAAUGUUGUAACUUCGUUUCGUUGCAGUAGAAAGUUUCGCAGUUCUCCCCAAUUCCAAUUUGUAAGGAUCAGGAUCCGUAGGAAGGGUAGUUUUUUAAUUGUAGCACUGUAAUUUUAUGCAAGAGAGAAAUACAAGUUCGUUACAUUAAAACGCAAUGCCAUCGA